ACGGGAGCGUAAUACAACUGGAUACUAACAGUAGGGUUGUGCAGUAAAAGCUGCUAUUUUAAGAUCAGGGAGUUAGAGUUAAGCAGACAGGAGGACCAACGCUGGGCUCAGGAGAGGGAGGGCUGGGCUGAUGAAUAACUGUGUUGACGUUACAUUUUCCUGUUGCACAGAUAACACCCUGUAACAUAUUCAUACUCAUUCAUACAGCAGGGGAGUCACCUGCUCUGCCGUCACUAAGGACAGAAGUGUGACCAGCUUCAACUAAGAGACGUAGCUAUAAUGGCUUCCUCAGGUAACGUUAUAGCAGAAAAACAUUUGCAGUGCUCCAUCUGUCAGCAACUGUUCACCGAUCCAGUCACCAUUCCCUGCGGACACAACUUCUGCCAGGCCUGCAUUCAAAGUGUGUGGGACAGCAGUGAGGUCUGCAAAUGCCCCACCUGUGGCAAAUCAUUCACACCCCGGCCUGAAAUAAGCAUCAACACGGCCUUCAAAGAGCUGGCAGACAUGUUCAGAAAGAUGGCAGUCAGCCAGCCGGCUUCACCGCCGUCCACGGCCAAACAGGGUGAGGUGGUGUGUGAUGUGUGUGCUGCCACAUCUCUGCAGGUGAAGGCACUGAAGUCCUGCCUGGUGUGUCUGACCUCUUACUGUGAAACCCACCUUGAGCCUCACCAGAGAGUCGUCACCUUGAAGCUGCACAAGCUGAUAGAUCCGGUGACGGACUUGCAGGACAGGAUGUGUAAGAAACACGAGAGGCUGCUGGAGAUGUUCUGCAGGGACGAGCAGAAGUGUGUUUGCCAAUUCUGCACCGAGACCGAGCACAAAGAUCACCAGACUGUUACAAUAGAGGACGAGAGUGAGCAGAGGAAGGUCCAAAUGAAGAAGACUGAGGCGGAUUUUCAGCAGAUGAUUGAGGAGCGACUGAACAAAGUGGAGGAAAUCAAAAACUGUGUAAAGCUCAGCACGAGGAGUGCAGAGAAGGAGAUGAAGGAGAGCGACUGUCUCUUUUGGUCUCUAAUUCGCUUGGCCGAGGAGAGACGGGCCGAAGUCAACACCGAGAUCGAGGAGAAGCAGAAAGCAGCAGAGAGGAGGGCGGAGGAGCUCAUCAACGAGCUGCAGCAGGAAAUCGCUGAGCUCCAGAGGAGAAACACUGAGCUGGAGGAGCUGGGGAACACAGAGGACCACCUGCACCUCUUACAGAGGUUUCCCGCUCUUACGUCACCUCCGCCCACCAGAGAGUGGAUGGAGAUUGGCGUCCACCCCAAACUCUGCGUUGGGACGGUGAGGAAAGCGCUGUCCAAAUUGGACGACACCCUGAAGAGUGAGCUGGAUGGCCUGAAGAAAGAAGAGAUGAAGAGGGUGCAGAAAUAUGCAGUUGACGUGGUGUUAGACCCGGACACCGCCCAUCCAAACAUCAUCCUGUCAGCUGACGGGAAGCAGGCGGGCCGUGGUGAGCUGCUGCACAUAGUGCCUGACAACCCUCAACGCUUCGACCCAGUCAUCUGCGUUGUGAGCAAGAAAGGCUUCUUGUCCGGGAGGUUCUACUUCCAGGUUGCAGUGGGGACAAAGACCUUUUGGGACCUGGGUGUGGUCAAAGAGUCUGUCAACAGGAAGGGGAUGAUCACCUCCAAGCCGGAGAACGGCUAUUGGACGGUGCGGCUGAGGAGCGGAGAUGAGUACCGCGCUCUGGAUUCACCUUCAGUCCCUCUGUCUCUCAAGGAGAAGCCGCAGACUGUCGGAGUAUUUACUGAUUACGAGGAGGGGACGGUCUCGUUCUUUAACGUGGACUCCAAGUCUCACAUCUACACCUUCAGUGGGUGUUCGUUUUCUGAGCGGAUUUACCCUUUCUUCAGCCCAGGUGUUUAUGACGAAGGGAAGAAUACAGCGCCAUUGGUCAUCACAGCUGUCAAUCAGAAGACAUAGGCUUGUGGAUAAACCCUUGACUGUGAUUUAAAGCUCAAGGGGAGACGUUUCUUACAGAACUGAUUCAGUAUUUAAUAGUAAAAUUUUUGUUUUUUUGGCAUCUUGACAUUUUUCCUUGGUGAUGAAUAAAGUCAUUUGGGCGGCAUUAAGUUCCCUACAAAACAUAUUUACUAAUAGUAGAUGUUUAUGAAUGUUUUAGGAGACUGGAUUGCAUGGACAUAUGGGGGGGGGCUUUAACCUAAAUAAUCAAUAUAUCAUUAGAUUAAAAAUAAAUAGCAUGAGGAUAAUGCCUUGGCUAACAUCAAUCAAUGUUUCUGCAGUGAUCUGAUUUUGAAAUAAACAUGCAUUCAUUUUUUUUUAACUACAGAAACCUGUCCUGUUUUGUAAUAUCUUUGCAUCAGUCCCAUCAGACCUUCCAUGUUUCCAUGUGCUUUGCAGUCCAAACCAUGCAAGGGUGACAUAGAAGGAAACAUCCAGUGACAAACUUUAAUAAACACUUUAAACUCUA
Messenger RNA from Thunnus maccoyii (southern bluefin tuna), 2428 nucleotides. RefSeq names its product E3 ubiquitin-protein ligase TRIM39-like. The record is from RefSeq and is a predicted model, not a curated record. Gene Ontology annotation, molecular function: zinc ion binding; protein binding. Bases 280 to 1920 code for a protein of 546 amino acids. NCBI's taxonomy places the organism in Eukaryota, Metazoa, Chordata, Actinopteri, Scombriformes, Scombridae. The transcript has 8 exons.